GAGAUCAUAACUUCUUCUGAAAAUAGUCUCCCCAGGAACUUUCCACUGAAGCCAAACAGUUAAAGCAAAACCUAUAGAUUAGGCCAAGUUCAGGGAAGAAUGUGACUUGCUUCCUUCUAUAAAAGGAGAGCACUGGGUAAAAUGUGUUUCUAGAUUAUGUGCUUCACGUUUCAAAGGGCAACAUGAGUAAGAGAGAGAGAAGUGUGUGUCAACAAACUGGGGCCUUAUUAUGCAAGAAUUUGCUUAAAAAAUGGAGAAUGAAAAGGGAGUCCUUAAUGGAAUGGUUGAGCUCAUUGCUCCUACUGCUUUCUUUGUACCUAUAUCCUACUACUCAUGAAGUCACUGAUUUCUCUUCACUGCCUACCAUGGACCUGGGACGGGUAGAUUCAUUUAAACUAUCUACUACAUUUACGAUUGUAUACACACCUCUCACCAAUAUAACCCAACAGAUAAUGAAAAAAGUUGCCUUGGCCUCCUUGGUAAAUGAGACAGACAUCUUGGGACUGUCUGAUGGAGAAAGUUUUGAAGAAGUAAUGGCAAGAUUGCCUAUGGGAGCAGUAGGAGUCAUCUUUACUAAUACAUUCUCAUAUAAUUUGAAAUUCUCAUGGGAAAAAUCAAUUUCAAAUAGGAAGGAACACAGAGACCAUACAGCUCAUUGUUAUGAAUCAUAUUGGGAAGAUAUUGACUGUGGAGUUGCAUCAUCCUGGAAGAAAGGCUUUGUGGCUCUUCAAGCUGUCAUUAAUGCUGCUAUUAUAGAAAUCACAACAAAUCACUCAGUGAUGGAGGAAUUGAUAUCAGUUACUGGAAAAAAUAUGAAGAUACAUCCCUUCGUGAGUCAAGAAGGGACAACCAUGGAUCUCUACCUUUUCUUCUUCCUUAUUUCCUUUUCCCCAUUCAUUUAUUAUGUCUCUAUUAAUGUUACAAAAGAGAGGAAAAGGAUGAAGGGUUUGAUGACAAUGAUGGGUCUUCGACAUUCAGCAUUCUGGCUCUCCUGGGGUUUGCUCUAUGCUGGUUUCAUCUUCAUCGCUACCCUUUUAUUGGUGCUUAUUAUAAAAUCUAUCCAAUUUGUCAUUUGGACUGGCUUCAUGGUGGUCUUCACUCUCUUUUUCCUCUAUGGAUUGUCUUUGAUAGCUUUGGCUUUUCUAAUGAGCGUCUUGAUAAAGAAACCAUUCCUCACUGGCCUGGUCGUGUUCCUUCUCACUGUCUUUUGGGGGAGUCUAGGAUUCACGGUCUUGUACAGGCAUCUUCCUGCAUCCUUGGAGUGGAUAUUGGGUUUUCUCAGCCCCUUUGCCUUCAUGCUUGGAAUGACCCAGCUCUUACGUGUGGACAAUGAUGUGAAUUCCAAUGCAUUUCCUGCUUUUUCAAACUACUCAAGUCAAAUAAUAGCAGCACAUUUUAUGUUGGCUUUUGAUAUUUUCCUCUACCUGGCAUUGACGAUUUAUUUUGAAAAAAUUUUGCCAAAUGAAUAUGGACACCAAUACUCACCCUUGUUUUUCCUGAAGUCCUCAUUUUGGUCACGACAACGUAAUGCUGAUCAUGUGGCCCUUGAAGAUGAAAUAUAUUCUGAUCCUUCAUCUAAUGACUCUUUUGAACCAGUGUCUCCAGAAUUCCAUGGGAAAGAAGCCAUCAGAAUCAGAAAUGUUACAAAAGAAUAUAAAGGAAAGCCUGAUAAAAUAGAAGCUUUGAAAGAUCUGGCAUUUGACAUAUAUGAAGGCCAAAUCACUGCAAUACUUGGUCACAGUGGAGCUGGAAAAUCAACACUAUUAAACAUUCUUAGUGGGUUAUCUGUUCCCACCAAAGGUUCUGUCACCGCGUAUAGUAAUAAACUUUCAGAAAUGGCUGACCUAGAAAAUAUCAGCAAGCUCACUGGAGUUUGCCCACAGUACAAUGUGCAAUUUGACUACCUCACUGUAAGAGAAAAUCUCAGACUCUUUGCUAAAAUAAAAGGGAUUCCACCACAGGAAGUGGAACAAGAGAUACAAAGAGUUGUGCUGGAGUUGCAAAUGGACAGUAUUGAAGACGUCCUUGCUCAAAACUUAAGUGGUGGACAGAAAAGAAAACUCACUUUUGGGAUUGCCAUUUUAGGAGAUCCUCAGAUUUUCCUAUUGGAUGAACCAACUGCUGGGUUGGAUCCCUUUUCAAGGCAUCAAGUGUGGAACUUGCUGAAGGAGCGGAAAAUGGACCGUGUGAUCGUGUUCAGUACCCAGUUCAUGGACGAAGCUGACAUCCUGGCUGACAGGAAAGUGUUUCUCUCCAAAGGGAAGCUGAAGUGUGCAGGCUCAAGUCUGUUUCUAAAGAAGAAAUGGGGGAUUGGGUAUCACUUAAGUUUGCAGUUGAAUGAAACGUGUGUUCAAGAAAAAAUAACAUCCAUUGUUACAAAGCACAUCCCUGAUGCCCAAUUAUCAGCAAAAAGUGAAGGAAAACUUGUCUAUACAUUGCCCUUGGAAAGAACAAAUAAAUUUCCAGAACUUUAUGAGAAUCUUGAUCUCUGUCCUGACCUGGGAAUUGAGAAUUAUGGUGUUUCCAUGACAACCUUGAAUGAGGUGUUCCUGAAACUAGAAGGAAAAGCAACUAUUGAUGAACCAGGUAUUGCCACAUCUGGGGGAGGACAAGCAGAAGGAGCUGGAGACACAGAAAGACUUGUUGAGAUGGAACAAGUUCUCUCUUCACUUAGUGAGAUGAAAGAAACAGUAGGUGGCAUGGCUCUGUGGAGACAGCAAAUCUGUGCAAUUGCAAGGGUCCGCUUAUUGAAGCUAAAGCAGGAUAGAAAAUCUCUUUUAUCACUGCUAUUGAUUCUAGGAAUUGGAUUUAUUCCUAAUCUGUUGGAGUACAUCAUCUCGAAAAUAUAUGUUGGCAGUUACACAUGGGAAUUUUCUCCCCAUUUAUACUUCCUUGCUCCUGGACAACCACCACAUGAUCCUCUCACUCAAUUAUUAAUCAUCAAUAAUACAGGGGCAAGCAUUGAUGACUUCAUACAUUCCGUGGAGCUUCAGAACAUAGCUUUGGAAGUGGAUGCAUCUGGAAAUAGAACUGGCGUAGACGAUCCAUCUUAUAAUGGAGCCAUUAUAGUGUCUGGUCAUGACAAGAAUUACACAUUUUCAUUAGCAUGCAAUACCAAGAGACUGAAUUGCUUCCCAGUUCUUAUGGAUAUUGUUAGUAAUGGGCUGCUUAGAAUGGUUAAACCAUCAGCACGUAUCCAAACUGGAAAAAGCACGUCUUUGCUGGUACUGGAUAAUCCAUUUGGAUUCAUAAUGCCUACCUUGCUCUGCCUGUUUUUGUUAUCCAGUUGUGCUCCUUACAUUGCCAUGAGCAGCAUCGAUGAUUAUAAGAACAAAGUGUGGUCCCAGCUUCGGAUUUCCGGGCUCUUCCCUUCCGCUUACUGGUUUGGGCAGGCGUUGGUGGACGUCCCACUAUACUGGCUGAUGUUCCUUCUAAUGUAUUUGCUGGAUAUCAUUUUAAGCUCCAGAUAUUCUAUAAUUACAUUUUUAGAUCCAGCUAUACAUAUCCCAUGUGUUAUUGGUGCUGCCACAUCCCUUAUUUUCUUUACCUAUGUAAUUUCGUUCAUUUUUCGCAAGGGGAGAAAAAAUAGUGGCAUUUGGUCUAUGGUCUACUUUGUCAUCACCCUUUUAUGUGUGGCCAUAAUUAUAGUGGAAUCCCCUGGAUAUAUUUUACUGUUUUUCAUCAACUUUUUCGUACCACACAUCACAAUAGUUGGCUGUAUCAUCUUACCUUUUUAUGUAAGUAAUGCCACCAUCUGCUCCAGUGUCCUGGAACACAUAAACAAUGGUGAAAGCUUUUUUUUCAUGUUUUUUGAAAAUGAUGGAGAGCCCCUUGUGAUAUUCCUAAUUACUUCCCUUCAACUUAUCGUCUUGAUUUUUAUUCUUCGAUGUCUGGAAUGGAAGUUUGGAAAGAUUUCGAUGAGAAAGGAUCCCUUCUUUCGAAUUUCUCCAAGAAGCAGUGAUGUACACCAAAAUCCAGAGGAGCCCGAGGGGGAGGAUGAAGAUGUUGAGAUGGAAAGAGUGAGAACAGUAAAUGCCUUGAAUUCCACAAACUUUGAUGAGAGACCAGCCAUUAUUGCCAGCUGUCUACGCAAGGAGUACACAGUGAGGAGGAAACACUGCUUUUCCAAGAAGAAGAAGAAAAUCGCCACAAGGAAUGUCUCUUUCUGUGUCAGAAAAGGUGAGGUUUUAGGAUUACUAGGACACAAUGGAGCUGGUAAAAGUACAUCCAUUAAAGUGAUAACUGGAGACACCAAACCAACUGCUGGACAGGUGCUACUAAAAGGCAGCAGCGAAGGGGACCCUCUGGGGUUCCUGGGGUACUGUCCACAGGAGAAUGCGCUGUGGCCCAACCUGACAGUGAGGCAGCACCUGGACGUGUUCGCUGCGGUGAAAGGGCUGAGGAAAGCAGAUGCCACGGUCACCAUCACACGGUUGGUGGAGGCGCUCAAGCUGCAGGAGGAGCAGAAGCGCCCUGUGAAGGCCUUGUCAGAGGGAAUCAAGAGAAAGCUGUGCUUCGCGCUGAGCAUCCUGGGAAACCCAUCGGUGGUGCUGCUGGACGAGCCGUCCACGGGCAUGGACCCCUCGGGGCAGCAGCAGAUGUGGCAGGCGAUCAGGGCCAGCUUUAACAACACCGAGAGGGGCGCCCUCCUGACCACCCAUUACAUGGCCGAGGCAGAGGCCGUGUGUGACCGUGUGGCCAUCAUGGUGUCCGGGAGGCUGAGAUGUAUCGGUUCCAUCCAGCACCUGAAGAGCAAAUUUGGCAAGGAUUACCUGCUGGAGAUGAAGGUGAAGACCCUCGCCCACGUGGAGCCCCUGCACAGCGAAAUCCUGAGGCUUUUCCCCCAGGCUGCUCGGCAGGAAAGGUACUCGUCUCUCAUGGUCUAUAAGUUGCCGAUGGAAGAUGUGCGACCUUUAGCACAAGCUUUCUUCAAAUUAGAGAGGGUUAAACAGAGCUUCGACCUGGAGGAGUACAGCUUGUCACAGUCCACCCUGGAGCAGGUCUUCCUGGAGCUCUCAAAGGAGCAGGAGCUGGAGAAUUUUGUUGAUGAGCUUCAACCCUCCAUGAAGCGGAAGCUCCUCCCACAGGAAGAGGCGUGAAGCCCAAAUACUCUAUGUUUCCAUUCAAGCCUGUGGUUGUUCUUUAAGACAUUUAUUUUGAUAGCAUCAGUGUUUGUAUUUAGAACCUAUAUUGUGAACACUGACAUGGUUUUUGGUGUGGUGGAGAGGAGGAGUGAGUGCUGGGCAAAUGCAGUGACAACAGGGACAGAGGCACCCGACUGAGCCCACCUCCCAGUCCCAGCCUACGUGUGUCUGCAGGUCACCCUGAUCCCAUUUUUCGUUCUAAUGCUGAAUAAAUAAAUUUACAUUUCUGAAUAUGAUAUACAAAUUUUAUUUUAUUUUUUUAUCAAAAACUUAAAAUCCUUUUUUUGCUAACCUAAACUGAGAAAUCCAUAUAUUUACUUUUCAGCAAGUGUGAUACUUUAUAAAGCUGAUAUUUUAAUAAUAAUUUAAGUGAGCAUGUCAAAAAGUAUUAUACUUAUUGAAAAAUAUUUUAAUAUAUAUUUUAUGGCUAAAAAUAUGAAAACCUCACUCAUUGGUCAUAAAAUCUGAUAUCAAUAUAUUUGAUAACAUUUCCACUGGUAACACUAUCAGUCAUACAGAUCUGGAAAACUGAAAACUUGCUAUUAGGAAUGUAUUAUGCUUUUUUAUUUUUAUAAACCAACAGAGUCCUAUUUUCACUGUAUUUUUAAAUCUUUGCUAAAGAUGCUUGUAUUAUAACAUCUUUUAUGGACAUCUGCUACUUCAGCUCAGAAAGUUGAUAAAUGUAAUAGGUCCAGUGACCAAGUUGGACGAAAAUAUAAAAUAAAUCUGUUAUAUAUAGUUUUGAAAUGUC
Messenger RNA from Myotis lucifugus (little brown bat), 5895 nucleotides. RefSeq names its product ATP binding cassette subfamily A member 8 (gene ABCA8). The transcript has 39 exons. The record is from RefSeq and is a predicted model, not a curated record. The coding region runs from base 183 to 5099 and encodes 1638 amino acids. Gene Ontology annotation, biological process: transmembrane transport; lipid transport. NCBI's taxonomy places the organism in Eukaryota, Metazoa, Chordata, Mammalia, Chiroptera, Vespertilionidae. Gene Ontology annotation, cellular component: mitochondrial inner membrane; intracellular membrane-bounded organelle. Gene Ontology annotation, molecular function: ABC-type transporter activity; ATP hydrolysis activity; lipid carrier activity.